AUGGUCCCGAGCGUGCGGCCGGAUCCGGGCCCCGCGCCGGACACCCCCGGGGGCGGAAAGAGGGGGACGGGCGGCGGCCGCGGAGCAGGCGUGGGCAGAACUUCGUCCGGGGGUGGGGCGCGAGGGCUGAGGCUGGGGGCUGCCAAUCGCGCGCGCCCGGGCCCCAGUGCAGCUGGCGCGCCCGGGGCGCAUUGGCUGGCGCGCCGCGGCGCUGGGGAGAGCGCGCCGCUUUGGGCACUAGGGGUGGCCAGAGGGGUCAGCUGGCCGCCCGUCGGAGCUCGGCAGCGUGGGCUCCGGCAGCCUUGCGGAGGACCUGGGAUCUCCACCGGGAUCUAUUGUUCGGCUGAUCGAUCACCUUCAGCAUCCGCCCUUAAACCCACCCCUUCCUCCGAACUCUCUGAGGCUGGGGAAGUGUUGGUUCAAAGGAUCGCCCACCAGGUGGAAGAAGGUGCGGGACGUAGCUUCUCUGGUCGCAGGGUACUCUUGUGUUUACUGACUUCUUCCCUGAACCUUCCCCCCGGUGCUAGUGGGGAUACUAUGAGAACACUCUCCGACAUUGUGGGGAGCCCUUCACGCCUCCUAGAGCAAUCCUGUGAAAGACGCAUUAGCUUUUCAAGGGAAGCAUUUUUAAGAAUUUCAAGGAAAUCCAGGCCCAAUGUCACCCAGCUGACAGAGUGGAGCAGCUUCAAAUACAGUUUUGUCUCAAACCUAGAGAGAAGAGCCAUCGCUUCAGUAAAUGAAUGUCACGUAGAACAAAGGGUUGCUGAGUGCUUGCUUUGCCCUGGUGUUGAUGGCCAAAGUAAAUGAAGACAUGGUCUCUGAGCAUUAGAGCA
Messenger RNA from Leopardus geoffroyi (Geoffroy's cat), 833 nucleotides. RefSeq names its product rRNA 2'-O-methyltransferase fibrillarin-like. NCBI's taxonomy places the organism in Eukaryota, Metazoa, Chordata, Mammalia, Carnivora, Felidae. The coding region runs from base 1 to 807 and encodes 268 amino acids. The record is from RefSeq and is a predicted model, not a curated record. The transcript has 3 exons.